Molecule: messenger RNA, 1454 nt
Organism: Gossypium arboreum
Lineage: Eukaryota; Viridiplantae; Streptophyta; Magnoliopsida; Malvales; Malvaceae
Product: syntaxin-72
Exons: 9
Coding region: 493-1290 (265 amino acids)
Biological process (GO): vesicle fusion; intracellular protein transport
Cellular component (GO): membrane; endomembrane system; SNARE complex
Molecular function (GO): SNAP receptor activity; SNARE binding
Source: RefSeq, a predicted model, not a curated record
GAGAAGAAGCGAUAGAAUUUUUUAUCUAAUGUAGGAGUAGUUUUAAAUAAAUUAGAGAAAAUGGAAUGGUAAUUUUAGGUGGUUUCUCAUUUUAACCAAUAGGUUAGAGAAGAUUCGUGAUAGAAAAUAUUUCAUCAUAAAUCACAUAACUGCGAGAUUUUUCCUUAAAGGUACAUUUUCUUUGUACGUUAACAAUUUCAAAACGAGAAUGAAAGUUGGAUUUGAACAAGCCAAUCCGGCGGCGAACGGCGGCGAAAAUGAAGCCCCGCCGUCACCUGCCAAUUCAAAACAGAAGAAAUCGGGCUGUUACAUCAGUUUUUCAGCUCCCUUACCAAGGUAUCCGCUCCACCAUUACUUUUUCAUCCCCAAAAUUAGAAACAACAUCCAACUACGAAAAAUCAUGGAGCCUGAAGCCAACCGAAAAAAAACACCAAAAUCAUUUUUCCUCUCCUUUCUCUUUCAUCGUUCCAUUCCCUCUUGGAAAAUUGAAAAAUGACGGUAAUUGAUAUCCUAUUCCGAGUCGAUGAAAUCUGCAAGAAAUAUGACAAGUACGAUCCCGAGAAGCAACGCGAAACCAAUGCCUUUCUCGACGAUGCCUUCGCUCGCCUCUACUCUCUCGUUGAGGCCGACAUCGAAAAGGCUCUCGCUAAAUCUGACAAGGUUUCUACGGAGAAGAAUAGAGCAGCGGCGGUGGCAUUGAGCGCUGAGAUUCGUCGGAUAAAGGCUCGAUUGAUGGAGGAAGUUCCUAAGCUUCAAAAAUUGGCUAAAAAGAAGGUGAAGGGACUUUCCAAAGAGGAUCACGAAACUCGUUUCGAUAUGGUUCUAGCGCUACCUGAUCGAAUUAAAGCCAUUCCAGAUGGGUCUACGGCUGCAGCAAGCGAGAGCGGUGGAUGGGGAACUUCAUCAUCCAACAAAAAAAUCAAAUUUGAUUCAUCAGAGGAGCGCUUCGGUAGUGAUUUUUACCAACAAACUGAAGAGUCAGAUCAAUUUAGACAAGACUAUGAAAUGAGAAAAAUGAAACAGGAUGAAGGUCUUGAUGUGAUAUCAGAAGGUCUGGAUACACUGAAAAAUAUAGCUCUUGACAUGAAUGAGGAAAUAGAUAGACAAGUUCCUCUAAUGGAUGAAAUUGAGACAAAGGUUGACAAGACAACAUCUGAUAUUCGAAAGAAUAAUGUUAGACUGAAGAAAACCAUUACCCAGAUAAGAUCCAGCCGAAAUUUCUGCAUUGACAUUAGUCUGCUGUGUAUCAUUCUAGGGAUUGCUUUCUAUUUGUACAAUGCACUGAAAUGAAUAGAGGCUUUUAUGUACGUCCAUUUAGCCCUAAGGAACCUACAGCUAUACUGUUUAUUUUACUGUAACAGGACAUGAUUUUUUUGCCCUGCAAUAAUAUAUGGCUUUGUAGCAUUGCUGGGUAUAUCUGUAUAUCAAUAAAACAUUUUUAUGUUUCUAUUUCA